Messenger RNA from Scomber scombrus (Atlantic mackerel), 925 nucleotides. Its product is annotated as lysosomal thioesterase PPT2-A-like. The transcript is spliced from 9 exons. Gene Ontology annotation, cellular component: lysosome. The record is from RefSeq and is a predicted model, not a curated record. Gene Ontology annotation, molecular function: thiolester hydrolase activity. Lineage: Eukaryota; Metazoa; Chordata; Actinopteri; Scombriformes; Scombridae. Bases 1 to 891 code for a protein of 296 amino acids.
AUGAAGACUCCGCAGGUCAUCGGAGAUACACCAACACCGCUGCUGCUGCUGCUGCUGCUGGGACUGACAGGGCUUUGCAUUGACGCGUACAAGCCUGUCGUCAUCGUGCAUGGUCUCUUUGAUGGACCAAAGCAGUUCAUAAAUCUGUCUACUUACAUAACCACGGAGCAUCCAGGCACUGAGGUGAAAGUGAUUGACAUGUAUGACAGCAUUUUCAGUGUGCAGCGAUUGUGGAAGCAGGUCCGAGAAUUCAGGAAAGCCAUCAACCCCAUCAUGGAAAAGGCUCCUGGUGGCAUUCAUCUUCUGUGCUUUUCACAAGGUGGUCUAAUUUGUCGAGCACUUCUCUCUACGACUCCAAACCACAACGUCCACUCCUUCAUCUCACUGUCAUCACCACAGGCUGGGCAGUAUGGAGACACAGACAACCUGAAUCGGGUAUUUCCUGGCUACCUCAAGAAAACAAUCUUUUUUUUUUGCUACAACAUAGUGGGACAGAUAGCGUCUAUCUGCGACUACUGGAACGACCCUCACCACAGGUCCAGCUACUUGCAGGGCAACACCUUUCUGCCGCUGCUCAAUGGUGAAAAACCUCACGAUGAGAUGAAAUCAUGGAGAGAAAACUUCCUGCGCAUCAAGAAGCUUGUGCUGAUUGGAGGACCAGAUGAUGGCGUCAUCACACCGUGGGAGUCCAGCCACUUUGGAUUCUAUGACAGCAAUGAAACUGUUGUGCAAAUGAGGAACCAGGAGUUUUACAAGAACGACACGUUUGGACUGAAGAUGCUGAGCGAUCGUGGAGACGUGUCGGUGUGUGUUCACUCUGGUGUGAAGCACGUUCAGUGGCACUCCAACUUCACGGUGUUCAGGAGCUGCAUAGAGAACUGGCUUACAUGAAAACAACACACCGACAGAGGGGUCACGCGAUGCA